Molecule: messenger RNA, 174 nt
Organism: Lathyrus sativus (Indian pea)
Lineage: Eukaryota; Viridiplantae; Streptophyta; Magnoliopsida; Fabales; Fabaceae
Source: the annotation of a GenBank genome assembly
AUGCAGAAGCCAGAGACUCAAAGAAAUCAGCCUCCACCAGGAUACCCGACUGACCAGGAUCCCCCAACAAAAAGAAAGAUGUUUUUUAGUUCAAAGAAGAAAGGAGAGAGGGGCUUCAUUGAGGGAUGCCUCUUUGCUCUGUGCUGCUGCUGGCUUUGUGAAGAAUGCUGCUAA